GACCUGCAACACAAAGGCAUCACCGAACGGCGGUGCGGGUCGCCAUUGCUACUCCGACCCUGCACCACACCAUCAUCCCUACCGAUGGCGACUGCGAACCUACCCCCGACCGCGUAUGUUCCGGUAGGCAGCGAAUUCGACGGAGGGCGACCCCUAGGCGAAAGAGUCCGUUUCAACGGGGUGGGCGGCGUCAGGAAGGAUUGGUGGUGGCAGCCAGGACCGGUUGAUUCGUGCUGCUGCUGUUUCUCUCUUGCCGCAGGUGUGGCAGUUCUAGCAGCCCUCGAUAUCAUUGUUCUGGGGGCCAUGAGGCUGUAUUACGUGAGCUUCGUAACCGGGGACGCUGGCCUCAAGCAACUGCUUGCGGGUUUUGAGAAAAAGUACGCCGAGGAGUGCGAAGAUGUUGCCGAGGCGUCGGCCGACUGUCUUGCGCAGGCGUCGAUAAUCCUCAGCCUCAACAAGACGAAUGACCUCUACGUGCCCGCAGUUUUGCAAGGCGUGAUUGCCGCCAUUUUCGGAUUUGUCGGACUUCGGGCCGUCUUCGCUCACGAUGCCCUCGCUGCAAGGGCAUACCUGUGGUCUUGGCCGCCGAGAAUCGUGCUGACACUGGUAGAGCUGGUGAUGCAACGGAUCAGGUUCGAGCGCUACGACAUGGGGUUUCUCUGGGGGUUUACCGUGGUUUGGAACAUCCCGCGCGUUCUCAUCCUUGCCUACUGUCUCAAGGUGGCAUGGUCGUAUUGGGUGGUGGUUCGGAGGAACAAUCGCGCGGCCGCAACAGCCGCGGACACCUCGGGGAGCAUCGAGCUUGAUGGGUCCCGCAGCUCUGUCGUGUAAGGGUCGCAAAAGCAUCCAACAGGCAAUGCACCCGACGAACCCGUGUGUGAUUUGCAUCCGUGUGCAGUGGCAGCAGCCAUCCGCAACAACCGGCACGAGCAGAAACGUGAGAAUAAUCUACGGCGAGAGGAGACCCCACGUUGCCCCCAGGGUGGCUGCUGUAAUAGAAUUGAUCACAUGGCACCUCCUCCAGCUGGCCCUCUAGGCUAUUGCCCCCCGAGAGAUAGGUAAAGUCAAUUUCGGGUCAAGGCUCAUUUUUCUUACUUGGUCGUCACCGUUACGCACAGGUUGCAGUGUAAAAUAGAGUUUGUUUGUGUUGGUAGCGUUUAGUGUAUACUGAGAGUCUCUCUCAUAUCUGACGAUUUUUUUUUUGACUGCGGGCGCCAACGAUAUUAUAGCUCGAUCUUGCUGAGUCCCAGCAAACAUGUAGAUGUCCUGGUCGUUUGGAUCCGGGUGCGCCACCUUGCGUUGGUUGCUUGCGUCGUCGUCACACGUGCACAGGAGGGAGGUUGGCAGUCGUGACAGAUAUCAAUCUGGCACGAGCGGGCUCAUUGUUACGGACAACUGCUGUACCGACGAAUUUGUUCGGUGGGGUGUUUAUUGGGUUUCUAUCACGAUAGUUUCGUCUGAGGCAAACAGGUGGAUGCGCGUGGUUCAUCAGGAAUAUUCCGUGAACGGUUGUGUUGGAUUUUGAAGAUUCAAACAGUUUUGUAAGUUUUUUGCAACGGGAGAUGUUGGAAAUCUGGGUUGGACUGAAGCUUUAGGGAAUCUGCUGCCCACGCGUUUUACUUUCGUCACGUACCGAUCUUGUCCUGCUUAGUUGCAGUCCGAUCCCACAGUAGUCGUUGGCUCUCCUCCUGUAGGCGCAGCUUCACACUGGACUGUAAUCAUGUGGACACAGCAGUCCUACAUGAUGCGAACAACGAAGCGUAAAUUU
This is a messenger RNA of Ectocarpus siliculosus, 1768 nucleotides long. NCBI's taxonomy places the organism in Eukaryota, Phaeophyceae, Ectocarpales, Ectocarpaceae. The record is from the annotation of a GenBank genome assembly.